Malassezia sympodialis ATCC 42132 is the source of this 1290-nucleotide messenger RNA. RefSeq lists its product as uncharacterized. Bases 1 to 1290 code for a protein of 429 amino acids. The transcript has 4 exons. Lineage: Eukaryota; Fungi; Basidiomycota; Malasseziomycetes; Malasseziales; Malasseziaceae. Gene Ontology annotation, molecular function: phosphatase activity; pyridoxal phosphate binding. The record is from RefSeq and is a predicted model, not a curated record. Gene Ontology annotation, biological process: DNA damage response. Gene Ontology annotation, cellular component: nucleus.
AUGGCUGUGUACGAACGGACUGAUCAUCGUCAUUUUGGCGAAAAUUAUGUACAGGAGCUUGUCGAAAAAGCCGCGGUUCUCCCUGACGACAUUCAUUGGCACUUUAUUGGUGGUUUGCAGAGCAAUAAGGCCAAGGUGCUUGCUGCUGUUCCCAACCUUUAUGCUGUUCAAUCACUGGACUCUGAAAAGGUAGCCAAGGGACUGGAUAAAGCACUAGCCAAAGUUGAAAAUGCGUCGCGCCGGACUGAACCGCUCUAUGUAUAUGUACAAGUGAAUACAAGUGGCGAAGAAGGCAAAAGCGGUGUUCCUGCGAUGACAAGCGCCUGGUCUUCGAGCCAGGAAAAACCCUUACUAUUGCAGUUGGCUGAGAAGAUCAUUUUGGGAUGCCCUCACCUUCGUCUCCGUGGUCUUAUGACAAUUGGUGCUCUCUCCAAUAGCCGAGCGGCUGGCAGCACACACGAGAACCCCGAUUUUGAGACUCUUUUUCAAUCGCGCAAAUUCUUGAUGGAUGCUCUUCGAUCUGAUGCGGAUUUUCAGACCGAAUUGCGCAAUACCCACUGGUGGACGCCAGCUGGCGAUGUUAACGAUGCUUACACGCUCGAGUCUGAGACAGAGUUUGGGCUCAGCAUGGGCAUGUCAGCUGACAUGGAGGCUGCUGUGGCUCUAGGGAGCACCGAUGUGCGGAUUGGAAGUGAUUGCUUUGGCCAGCGUGCUUCCAACCAUGAAGCAGGCGGUGUACGUGCCGCUGAAAUCGCUGCGUUUUCGACAAAAUCUCUUGUACGAGAGGUUGAUAUUCAAAUCACGUUGGAGAGGUUAUCUGAGGAUGGCUUCUUCCCGGCCGACCAAGGCCUUGGCACUAUGGAGCCAUUGAAGGCAAUGGGACAUCGCUUGAAGUCUCAUUUUGAUCAGGGCCGUGUCCGGUUGCAGGUGCCUGGUGAUGUGCCGCUGGGAGCCAGUACGGGGGCACUUAAUGACUAUUGGACUGGGCCCGACAGCUAUGGGGCCAUGCCGGAGCGCGCUCCAGUUCUUUUGGCUGAGCUGCAAAAGGCAGGUCUUGUCUUUUUCCAAGAUGCGCAGUGGCCUUCUGACACAAGCUUUGCGCAUGCAUUGGGCCCACUUUUUGGAACUAUGGACUUGGCAGUGCUUCGUACUUGCAAAUCAGAAGCCUGUGUGGGUCUUGAACCUGGCCAGGCCGAUGAGUUGACCGGGCAGGAUCCUGCCUGGCGCACGAAUGGCGAGUGGAGUGUGGUCCAAUACGCCUCUGCUGCUCAGCACCACGGUCACACGUGA